Nasonia vitripennis (jewel wasp) is the source of this 1291-nucleotide messenger RNA. RefSeq names its product death-associated protein kinase 1-like. The record is from RefSeq and is a predicted model, not a curated record. The coding region runs from base 295 to 900 and encodes 201 amino acids. Gene Ontology annotation, molecular function: protein binding. NCBI's taxonomy places the organism in Eukaryota, Metazoa, Arthropoda, Insecta, Hymenoptera, Pteromalidae. The transcript is spliced from 2 exons.
CGUCAAGACUCUAUGUUAGUCCUGUCCGGGCUUUUGGAGUGCGAACAUCGAAAUCUGUGUUCAGCAGUUUAAUUUAAACAAUAUAGUAGCGUUGACAAUUUUCUAGUUCUUGUUUUUCUACGUAUAGCGUCAGUAAUUUAAUUGUAAUAAGCAAAUUUUGAAGAUCUUUAUCCAAAAACAAUAAAUACGCAAAAUAAUCAUUAGAUUUCUAGAAGAAUACUGUUCAUUCUAGUUGUAACUCUAUGAACCGUUUUUCUGCUUGCUACUUAUCACGCUCUUAAUCUCUUUGUCAUUAUGUCCACCAUCGAUAAUAUACAGAGGUAUAAUUACAUCAAACUCUGUAUACAUGAGAAAAAUUCCGAGGAGGCUUUAGCAAUAUUGAAGAAACAUCCUUCACAGUCGAGGUUCUACGACGCCGAUGGUUCCAUUCAUCUCCACGGAGCAGUGUCCGAAGGUCUGAUCGACGUCGCUAUAUACUUGAUGAAGCAAGGCUGCGACGUCAACUUCGCGGAUAGCCAGGGCAACACAGCUCUGACGAUAGCAAUACAAAAUCUACCCUUUGAAUGUGAGACCCAGUGCAUCUAUUACCUGUUGUACUACGGAGCUAACUUGGCUCACAAGAAUAAGGCGGGCUUAAACGCACUAGGGAUCUUCGCACAGAAAAAUUACUUCAACAAAAAGAAUAUUCGCCAUGCUUUACUACUUGUGAUCAAGUCCUGCAAACUCAGCGACGUAGAGAUCGCGGCGCUUUUACAUGACGCUAACUGGCCUAUCUCUGCUGUCCUCGAUAUUCAGAAGCCAAACGUUAUAUCGAUGAUGGAAGAGAUGGAUGCCGAUGCUCGAAGACCAAUGUUACCGUCCCAAACAAUGAGUCCCUUCGAUGCACUACGCAGUCAAUAGCGACAACCUCAGCGUCAUUGAGUUCCUGAUCGAAAGAGGAACAAAGCUUCGAGCUAAGGACCGCAACGGCCGCCAACCCAACAGGACAAAAAUCGAGUCGACUGCCUGUACUUCGAGAAGAAGAAGACUGACCGAGUAUCUAAUUCGGAUACGUGUAUUAUUCAUUAUCUUUGUAAUUACUUAAGUAGUAGUCAAAUUUGACCAAUGAUAUCUGUCUUAUUUGUUUGAAUGUAAAUACCUCGACUGAACUCGAAAAGUUAAUAAUUUCGAGCACCCUGAAUGUACAUAUUUUAACCCCAAUAACCCAGUCAAAUAUGAAGCGUAUUUUUAAUGAAAGCUGUGUACAGCAAACUUUGUUCAAUAAAAGUUACAAUACCAACAAUAAACAAAA